Staurois parvus is the source of this 794-nucleotide messenger RNA. Lineage: Eukaryota; Metazoa; Chordata; Amphibia; Anura; Ranidae. The record is from the annotation of a GenBank genome assembly.
AUAUAUAUAUAUAUAUAUAUAUGUAUAUACACCCUAAAUUGCCAAAAGUAUUGGGACUCCUCUCCAAAUCAUUGGAUUCAGGUGUUCCAAUCACCUCCAUGGCCACAGAUGUAUAAAAUCAAACACCUAGGCAUGCAGACUGCUUCUACAAACAUUUGUGAAAGAAUGGGUUGCUCUCAGCUCAGUGAAUGCAAGCGUGGUACUGUGAUAGGUUGCCACCUGUGCAAUAAAUCCAUCUGUGACAUUUCCUUGCUACUAAAUAUUCCACGGUCAGCUGUUAGUGGUAUUAUAACAAAGUGGAAGCAACUGGGAACAGCAGCAACUCAGCCACGAAGUGGUAGGCCACGUAAAAUGACAGAGCGGGGUCAGUGCAUGCUGAAGCGCACAGUACACAGAACUGUCUGCAGAGUCAAUAGCUAAAGACCUCCAAACUUUGUGUGGCUUUCAGAUUAGCACGAGAGCUUUGUGAGAGCUUCAUGGAAUGGGUUUCCAUGGCCAAGCAGCUGCAUCUAAGCCUUACAUUACCAAGUACAAUGCAAAGCGUCGGAUGCAGUGGUGUAAAGCACGCCACCACUGGACUCUAGAGCAGUGGAGACAUGUUCUCUGGAGUGACAAAUUACGCUUCUCUGUCUUGCAAUCCAAUGGACGUGUCUAGGUUUGGGGGUUUUCAGGAGAACAGUACUUCCCUGACUGCAUUGUGCCAAGUGUAAAGUUUGGUGAAGGGGGAUUGUGGUGGGGGGUUGUUUUUCAGGGGUUGGGCUUGGCCCCUUAGUUCCAGUGAAGGGAACUCUUAA